AUGGCCAGCGGUCCACCAAACCGGGGCACACUUAGCCGAAAGUCUUCGGCUCCAUGGGACAGAUUGAGACCAGUCAAGCAAGAUCCUCUGGAGAACAUGGGAUACGUGUCCAAAGGUGACAACAGACUGCUCGAUCUCAAAACUCAAGAGAGUUUCUACAAUAAGAUUGUUGCUCGGUACAUGCAAUUUUGUACGCAGCACUCCAAGGAUCUUGAUAACGCUUUUGCGUCACUGUCCUUGGAAGAAGGUCGUUCUGCUUCAACCAAUUCGACCGGAAAUCUUCCGUCUCGGAUUCAUCCAUAUGGUCAAGGUCAAGUAGUUCCACCCUCAAGUGUCGGCCUCCCACCAUUGACAGGAACUCAACAAGUGGGCAGUGCGACGGCUUCUCCCUCAUCAGAGCUCUCUAUGAUUCUGACGGCACUCCGGAAGCUAAGGGAAGGACUACUCGGCAGUUCCUCGACAGCAUCAUCUCCCGUCUUCUCCCAAAGAGUGCAUGUCUUCAAUGUUCGAGUUGCAAUUCUUGCGCUACAUCCCCCGUCAUAUCAUCCUUCUCUACUGCACCUUUUAUUUGUGUUGCAUACACCAGCUCAUCCUCUGCCUCAGGCGGAACUGGCGGAGAUGACUACUUACAUGAUCCUGGACAUGGCCACGAGGCAGAACGAUCUAUGUAAUGCAUAUGCGUUACGAUACAACAGCCGCGUUCGCUUUCGGUAUGAGAGCAAAACCGCUGAUAAAUUGCUGAGAUCUAUCGUCAUGGAUGACUGGGUUUCCUUCUGGCGUGUGAGGCGUAAAGUAGACGGCUACGUUCGCAGUAUUCUGUUCUGGCAUCUGGAAACGCAGCGGAAAUUGGCGUUGAAAGCCAUUGGACGGACCUAUCUGACGAGCGACAUCAAGUGGGUUCUUGAUAGUGCAACUGGAGGGGAGAUGAGCUGGGAGGAACUUGUUGAGAGCGAACAGGUGGGGUGGUCGAGAGAAGGAGAGAAGGCCAUAAUCCGAAAACCAAAGGGUCGCUAA
This is a messenger RNA of Exophiala bonariae, 1014 nucleotides long. RefSeq lists its product as uncharacterized. The record is from RefSeq and is a predicted model, not a curated record. The transcript is spliced from 2 exons. NCBI's taxonomy places the organism in Eukaryota, Fungi, Ascomycota, Eurotiomycetes, Chaetothyriales, Herpotrichiellaceae. Bases 1 to 1014 code for a protein of 337 amino acids.